This is a messenger RNA of Fusarium sp. VM40, 1815 nucleotides long. The record is from the annotation of a GenBank genome assembly. Lineage: Eukaryota; Fungi; Ascomycota; Sordariomycetes; Hypocreales; Nectriaceae.
AUGGCUUCCGUAGCGUUGUCGACUCCUGUCAAGUCCCACAGGGGACUAUUCUCAGCCCGUACCGCCGGCGGACGGAUGCCUCUGACCCCCUCUCCCCGUCAGCAGGCAUCUACCACCAGUAUCCCUCUCAACCUAAACUCUUCUCCCUUCACCCCCGAAAGACAGUCCAGCAAUGACUUCAGACCUUCAGGCCGUUCUACCUAUGGCGGUAAUCUCAUGGCUCACCUCGCCAAGUCUAGCACAAAGUCCUCUCACCGAGACUCCCCCAAGUCCAACAUCGCCCGUGGCGUUCAGACUCCCCGCAAGGCUCUCGAGCUCGGUGUCUCUGACUUUACGCUCACCGGCACUGGCAACACCACCACUACCAAGACUCCCGCUAGCACAAAGUCCAAGAAGACCAUUCGUUCCAAGGCUGCCAAGACUACCCUCAACUAUGGUGGCGACCGAUUCAUCCCCAACCGUGGUGCGAGCACUGCGAUCUCCAACGCUGGCUCUGGCAAGCUAGAUCUCUCUGACAGACAGCGACCGAAGAGCAGCAGUGCUGAGAGCUCUACCGUUCUCUCCACUGCCGCCGAUGAGGCCAUGGCUGCUCUUGAGAGUCUCAACAUCAACGACGAUGAGCCCGACAACUACUCCCGACCUUCCCCCAACACUGUUGCCUACCAGGAUUCCCUUGCCAGCGCUUGUGGUGUGAGCCUCAACACUCGCAUCCUCGAGUUCAAGCCUGCUGCUCCUGAGUCUUCCAAGCCCAUUGACCUGCGACAACAGUACAACCGACCCCUCAGGUCUGCCACCUCUAGCUCUGCUCAGCUUCGCCGUCGCAUUGCUACCGCCCCUGAGCGUGUCCUUGACGCCCCUGGUCUCGUCGAUGACUACUACCUUAACCUUCUCGACUGGAGCUCUGAGAACCAGGUUGCUAUCGGCCUCGAGCGCAACGUCUACGUCUGGUCUGCCGAUGAGGGUAGCGUCAGCUGCCUUCUUGAGACUACCCCCGACACCUACGUAAGCAGCGUCAAGUGGUCUGGCGACGGUGCCUACGUCAGCGUCGGUCUCGGCACCGGUGAGGUCCAGAUCUGGGAUGUUGCGGAGGGCCAGAAGAUCCGAAGCAUGUUCGGCCAUGAUACCCGCGUGGGUGUCAUGGGAUGGAACAAGCACCUCCUUUCUACCGGUGCCCGAAGUGGCCUUGUCUACAACCACGAUGUUCGCAUUGCUGAGCACAAGGUUGCUGAGCUUGUUUCUCACACUUCCGAGGUUUGUGGUCUUGAGUGGCGCUCCGAUGGUGCCCAGCUCGCUACUGGCGGCAACGACAACCUCGUCUCCAUCUGGGACGCCCGAUCUCUGUCCGUUCCCAAGUUCACCAAGACCAACCACAAGGCCGCCGUCAAGGCUCUUUCUUGGUGCCCCUGGAACAUGAACCUCCUCGCUACUGGUGGUGGCUCUUACGACCGCCACAUCCACUUCUGGAACUCCACCUCGGGUGCUCGCGUCAACAGCAUCGACACUGGCUCUCAGGUCACCUCUCUCCGAUGGAGCCCCCACCAGCGCGAGAUUGUCAGCUCAAGUGGUUUCCCCGAUAACUCCCUCAGCAUCUGGAGCUACCCGACCCUUGUCCGAACUGUCGAGAUCCCUGCCCAUGAGAGCCGCGUCCUCCACAGCUGCCUGAGCCCUGAUGGUCAGAUGCUUGCUACAGCUGCUGCCGAUGAGAGUCUCAAGUUCUGGAAGAUCUUCGAGAAGAAGGCUGGCGCUGCGGCCGGCGUCGGUGCCUCUGGCGCGUCUAGCAAGGCCUCCAUGGCCAAGCAGAUGACCAUCCGAUAA